Messenger RNA from Oncorhynchus masou masou (cherry salmon), 1859 nucleotides. RefSeq names its product glutamate receptor-interacting protein 2-like. The transcript is spliced from 9 exons. The record is from RefSeq and is a predicted model, not a curated record. The annotation marks the transcript as partial. Gene Ontology annotation, molecular function: protein binding. Gene Ontology annotation, biological process: neurotransmitter receptor transport, endosome to postsynaptic membrane. NCBI's taxonomy places the organism in Eukaryota, Metazoa, Chordata, Actinopteri, Salmoniformes, Salmonidae.
UCUUUACCCAGGACUGGUACCUUGGAGCCUGGAGACAAGCUCCUGGCCAUAGACAACAUCAGACUGGAGAGCUGUUCUAUGGAAGACGCCUGUCAGAUCCUAGAACAGGCCGAGGACCUGGUGAAACUCAAGAUCCGUAAGGACGAAGACAACUCUGAUGAACAGGAGACGUCUGGUUUAAUCAUCUACACGGUGGAGCUGAAGAGAUAUGGAGGCCCGCUGGGGAUCACCAUCUCAGGCACGGAGGAGCCCUUUGACCCCAUCGUCAUCUCUGGCCUCACCAAGCGAGGCCUGGCUGAGAGGACCGGAGCGAUCCAUGUGGGAGACCGUAUUCUGGCUAUCAACAGUGUCAGUCUGAAGGGCAAGCCGCUCAGCGAGGCCAUUCACCUGCUACAGAUGGCCGGGGAGACGGUCACGCUCAAGAUCAAGAAACAGGUCGACAUGACAGACGAGAAGAAGAAGGAUGGGGAGAUGGAGAAUGAUUUGAGUGACACGGAGGACGUGUCGGACAUGACAGACUCUCAGAAGACCAACAAGCUGUCAGAGAUCUACUCCACCACCAUUCCCAGUGUGGACUCUACCAUGGAGUCCUGGGACGGAUCCGGUAUCGACGCUGGCUACGGAAGCCAAGGGCCCUACAACCCCCAGGCGGCAGGCAUCGCCCUGCACCCCCAUGAGUGGAGGAGUGCCAGGCAGAGGACCAGCCCCCCACCCCCGGGCCGCCGUAGUAACAACUACCCUUUCAGUGACGGGGGCUUCAGUGAAGACGACUGGGACAAACCGUCAGGAUACACCAGCCAGCCUCACAGUGACGCCAUCAUGCUCGACCACGAGGACAGUUUCUGGUGUCAGGCACUGGAAGACCUGGAGACCUGUGGACAGUCUGAGCUCCUCAGAGAGAUAGAGGCAUCUAUUAUGACGGGCAGUGCCAUCAGUAUUGGGGUGGAUGGUAACAAGUCCCAUGGCCUCCCCCACCCUGGAGACCCCGUCUGCCAGCCCCGCAUCAGCCCUCUGCGGAGGAGCUCCCUCCAGCACCACGAUGCCAAGACCCACCUGCACCAGGAGGCCCACCUCCACCAGGGGGCCCACCUGCACCCGGAGGCCCAUCUGCACCCGGAGGCCCAACUCCUGCAUCACGAGGCCAGAACCCAGCUGCAUCACGAGGCCAGGGCAAAGAACACACUCCGGGUGUCUGAGAAGACCUGGGAGUCUCGUAGGAUCAAGGAAGAGAUGCAGGAGAUCCUCUCCCCUACCCCUCUGGAGCUACACAAGGUGACGGUGAUGAAGGAUCCAGAGAGCGAUGACUACGGCUUCAGCGUCUCCGACGGGUUCCUGGAGAAAGGUGUUUACGUCAACAUGAUCCGUCCGGAGGGCCCAGCAGACCGCGCAGGCCUGAAACCUUAUGACAGAAUCCUACAGGUGAACCACGUGCGUACCCGAGACUUCGACUGCUGCCUGGCUGUCCCCCUGAUCACCGAGGCUGGGGACAAGCUGGAGCUGGUGAUAAGCAGGAACCCCCUGGCCCAGCAACUGCACCAUGAACAGGACUGUCUGGACCAGGACCAAGGCCUUCUCAUCUCUGCACUGCAGUCCAACAGUAGGGAACACCACCACUAUACCACCACCACCCGAGCCAUGGACCUGUGAUUACAGACAGACAGCACAGACACGCCAAGCCACAGAACUUUACCAUGGAGCAGUCUGUGAAUCUACAGACACACACAGAACAAUGGACGUUCUUUGGACAUGUGAACUACAGAUGCAGUCACAGUCCAGUACCAUGGUCACACCAAGUCACAGACUGAACUUCUGAAUGAACUACAGACAGGAGCCACAAACCAGUACUAUAGACCUGUGAC